This is a messenger RNA of Protobothrops mucrosquamatus (brown spotted pit viper), 2498 nucleotides long. It is a transcript of the gene MRS2, whose product is annotated as magnesium transporter MRS2. The record is from RefSeq and is a predicted model, not a curated record. Gene Ontology annotation, molecular function: magnesium ion transmembrane transporter activity. The transcript has 11 exons. NCBI's taxonomy places the organism in Eukaryota, Metazoa, Chordata, Lepidosauria, Squamata, Viperidae. Bases 4 to 1362 code for a protein of 452 amino acids. Gene Ontology annotation, biological process: mitochondrial magnesium ion transmembrane transport. Gene Ontology annotation, cellular component: mitochondrial inner membrane.
GACAUGGAGUGCGUCCGGCUUUUGAGGCAGCGGCUGCGGCCUGGCGUGCACUGUUUGUUUGGCAGGCGGCUCUGCUGCAGCUGCAGCCACCGCUACGGUCUUCUCCUGGGAGGGAGCUCGUGGCGCUUUCCAGGUGCGGCGGGUGGGGCGCCGCUUGGCUGCAACUCCGACAAAUGCCGGUGGCGCCGAAGCGGCGGACAGAGCUUUCUACUUUGCGCAUAUGCUCUUUCUCGACACUGCAGUACAGAGGUGACUCAGGCUACUUUAGCCAGUGUGGCACCAGUGUUUUCAGUGAUGAAAUUUGAUACAGAAGGCAAUGUUACCUCCUAUGAAAGAAAGAAAACAGAACUACAUCAGGAACUAAGUCUUCAAGCACGGGAUUUACGGUUUCAACAUCAAGUAAAUAUAACACCUAGGAACAACAAAAUUAUUAUGAGAAUGGAGUUUUUGAAGGCUGUGAUAACACCAGAGUAUCUUCUGAUCCUAGAUUAUCGCAAUUCAAAUAUGGAAAAAUGGCUGUUCCAAGAACUGGCAUCUCAGCUAGCUGGAGAAGGUCAACUAGUUACAUAUUCUUUGCCUUUUGAAUUCAGAGCUAUAGAAGCAAUACUGCAGUUUUGGAUCAGCUACCUGACUGGCAAACUUAGCCAUCUGCAGCCUCAAAUUCUUGAAACGCUGAAUGCUUUAGUGGAUCCUAAGCUUUUGUCCCUGGAUAGGAGUAAAGUCCAUAUCUUACUGCAAAAUGGAAAGAGUUUGUCAGAAUUAGAAACUGAUCUUAAAGUUUUCAAAGAGACAAUAUUGGAAAUCCUAGAUGACAAAGAAGUCAUGGAAGAACUGUGUCUGACUAAAUGGACAGAUCCAGAAGUAUUUGAGGCAAGUCUUUCUGGAAUUGACCAUGUGGAGGAGAUGGAACUGCUAUUGGAAAAUUACUACAGGCAGGCAGAAGAUCUUAUGAAUGAAACCCGGGAACUUAAAAUACUCAUUGAUGAUUCUGAAAGUAUCAUCUUUAUCAACUUAGACAGCCACCGCAAUGUUAUGAUGAGGUUAAACCUGCAGCUGACCAUGGGUACGUUUUCAAUCUCGCUUUUUGGAUUGAUAGGAGUAGCAUUUGGUAUGAAUUUGGAAUCAUCGUUUGAAGAGAACCAUGGAAUGUUUUGGCUGGUGACAGGAAUUAUGUUCCUAGGCAGUGGCUUAAUUUGGCGGCGCCUGCUUACAUUUCUUGGGCGGCAUCUAGAACCGUCAAUGCUUCCACCAAUGCCAACUUUAUUGAAAAAAGCGCAGUCAGCCAAUGGAAAAGUAGAGUUUAAGAAUGUUUUCAAAACAGAAUCCUUUGAGUCAAGCAGAAGUACAAUGACCAGCCAAUGACAUGAAUACACCAGGAUAACUUGAACUUGAGACUAUCAUCCUGGAUUUCGUUUUUUUAAAAAAUGUAGCAGCCUUUACCAUUUCACUGUGUUAUAUCCCAAAAAUACGAAGUUAAAAAUCUUCAGUAAUGGAGAGAAGACUUCAGAGUUUUGAAUACUACAGUAGAAAAUUUAAAUCAUGUAAAUGUUAAAAAACAACCUUUUUUUUUCUUUAACAAAUGCCUUCUGUGGGAAUUUUGAUAAAAUUUAACCUUUUGCCAGCAUAAGAAAACCAUGUCUACCGUAAUAAUAGUUUUACAUGUAUUCCUUCACAGACAUAGUUCAUAGAAGGCAAAAGUGUUGUUUAAAUUAUUUCUAAAGAGUAAGAUAUAUUUAUGUAAAAAUAGUGUUAUCUCUGAUAACAAAUUCUUUUUAUGAAAAUAAUAUACCAGAAUGUUAAUUUCAUGUUCUAUUGUUUAGAUUUAGUAUUUUGUAAAGAUAGUUUUAUUGCUAACUCUUCAGUUAUUGGAUUCCGAAAGGUAAAAAGCUUAUUUUACUCAGUUUUAUAUUUCUGUCAUAGCUACCAAAAAUAGAGUUACUAGUACUGUUUUAGGAUCCCCCUUUUUAAGGAGGCUUCAUUUGUUUGAGAAGUUUGUGGAGCCCCCUUAAAAAACAGCUUUCCAGAUUGUUGAGGCACUCCACGCUCCUCUUAACAACCUGCACAUUCAUUUAAUGAUUGCAUUGGUGAGAGCAGGAAUAGGGUUCGUUAAGUGAGACACUCAAUGGCUGUCAUGGCAUGUCACCCGUAAUGGGCAGGUUCCGUUAUGGUUGUAAGUGAAGAGUUAUCUGUACUUUUAUCUCAAUGCAGCAUCAGUCUCAUGACAGCUGUUGUAAUAUGACUUUAUUCAGAAUGGUUCCAAAAUGCUACUCAGUCAGAAAAACAGUACUUACUGCUUGCUUUGCAUCAAAGGCAAAUUAAUAAAUCUGCCGUUGUCUAGAUCAUUUAACUUAAGAUGGUAUGUUAAUUAUUAUCCUAAAUAGUAUCAAGAAAACCUGAUUCACAGUAGGCAAAAUUGGGAAUGAAUUGGUUUGGAGGAUAAGCUGCAAUAGUAUUAGCUUAGGUUCUUCCUUUAUUGCAGGAUCCCAUCUGGGUUGGUC